Molecule: messenger RNA, 1597 nt
Organism: Leptidea sinapis
Lineage: Eukaryota; Metazoa; Arthropoda; Insecta; Lepidoptera; Pieridae
Product: cytochrome P450 4C1-like
Exons: 9
Coding region: 40-1557 (505 amino acids)
Molecular function (GO): monooxygenase activity; heme binding; oxidoreductase activity, acting on paired donors, with incorporation or reduction of molecular oxygen
Source: RefSeq, a predicted model, not a curated record
UUUAUUCUUAAUAUAUUUCAGUAGUAAUAUUGUAUCACUAUGAUAUUCACGUUAAUAGUUAUUGUAUUUUGUUUACUUAUUUACAAUUAUUCCUUUAAUAAUAAAAAGUCUAGGAAAGCGGAGUUAAUGUCCAAAAUUCCAGGGCCAAAAGGGUCACUUUUUAUCGGCACAGCAGUCACUUUCCUCUUAUCACCAGAAGAACUUUUUCUAAAAUCUCGAGAAUUGUAUAAAGAUUAUAAAGGAAUCACCAAAUUUUAUGGAUUCAAUUUUGGAAUUGUUAAUAUUUAUGAUCCUGAUGAUAUCGAGACGAUAUUGUCAAACUCACGAUUUAUUGAAAAACGUAGUCCUUACACAUUUCUUGGUUCAUGGCUUGGCGAAGGACUUCUUGUCAGCAACGGUGCAAAAUGGCAGGAGAGACGCAAAAUGUUGACACCAGCAUUUCAUUUCAAUAUACUUAAAAAAUAUUUCCGUUCAUUUCUGGAUCAUACGCAACAGUUCUUCGAGAUUGUAAGUGAUGAAGUUGGAAAUGAGAAAACCGAUCUGAGCGCUUUGAUACGCAACUACACCUUGAAAAUAAUGUGUGAAACAACUAUGGCUGAACAUGUAGAUGUAACCAUGAUGAACACAGGCAUUGACAAAUAUUUUAAUGCAGUUUAUUCACUUGGACAGUGCGUCGUUGAAAGACUUUGCCGGAUUUGGUAUUACAAUAACUUUAUUUAUAAACUGAGUUCUGUAGCUCGCAGAGAGUCAAAAGCUCUCGCCACGCUACAUGAAUUUACUGAAAAUGUUAUAAGAAAUCGGAGGAAGUAUCUUGAAAAUAAAAAUAUUAUAGAAAUGACAGAGGAUGACGAGGUUUACGGCAAGAAAGGUCGACUCGCUAUGCUGGAUCUUUUGUUACAGAACGAGAGAGAGGGAAAAAUUGAUUUUAAAGGAAUAAGGGAAGAAGUGGAUACGUUCAUGUUUGAGGGUCACGAUACAACAGCUACGUCAUUGAUGUUUACGGUCAUGAGAAUUGCUAAUGAGCCAGAGAUACAGGAAAACAUAUAUAAAGAAUUAAAAGAAAUAUUUCAAGAAUCCAAUAGAAUGCCGACGUUGGAAGAUCUUAAUGAAAUGAAGUAUUUACAUUGUUGUAUCAUGGAGUCGCUAAGAAUUUACCCGCCGGUUCCAUUUAUAGCGAGACGUCUCAAGGAUGAAGUUGUUUUAAGUGGUUACACAUUACCAUCAGGGAUAGAUUGCUAUAUUUUCAUCUACGAUCUUCAUCAUCGUGAAGAUUUAUAUCCGGAACCAGAAAAGUUUAUACCAGAAAGAUUUUUGCCAGAAAAUCAUCAAAAGCGACACCGCUACGCCUACGUACCUUUUAGUGCUGGACAAAGAAAUUGCAUAGGUCAAAAGUUUGCGAUGCUGGAAAUGAAAACGUUCUUGUCUGGAUUGUUAAGGAAAUUUAAGGUGGAACCAGUUACCAAGCAUGAUGAAAUAACUUUUAGCUCAGACGUGGUACUACGUGCUACACAGCCGCUAUUUGUAAAAUUUCGUCCCCGAUCCCAGAAUUGUAACUGAUAAAUUAUGAGAUAGUAUUAUGCAGUUGAAACUGAAACAA